This is a messenger RNA of Saxophila tyrrhenica, 1014 nucleotides long. RefSeq lists its product as uncharacterized. The coding region runs from base 1 to 1014 and encodes 337 amino acids. Gene Ontology annotation, cellular component: PML body; cytoplasm. Gene Ontology annotation, biological process: double-strand break repair. Gene Ontology annotation, molecular function: 5'-tyrosyl-DNA phosphodiesterase activity; single-stranded DNA binding. The record is from RefSeq and is a predicted model, not a curated record. The transcript has a single exon. Lineage: Eukaryota; Fungi; Ascomycota; Dothideomycetes; Mycosphaerellales; Extremaceae.
AUGGACGAGCUCGUUCAGCGAUCGAUUCAGGCUUCAGAAGCCAAGAAGCGUACCGCUGUGCCAUGGGAAUAUGACAAGCCGUGGAAGCAGCCCUGCUACGCCUACUCAUCCUCAGAACGGAAAUGGAACGCCUCCGGACCAGACAACAGUACUUCUUCUGCUCAUAUCGACAACUCGACGACGAGAUCGAUAACACUACUAAGUCACAACAUCGAUUUUAUGUUGCCUUUCGCCGACUCUCGCAUGAACGCAGCCGUCCGCCACCUCGAGACCCUCAUCUCCGCCCUCGACCGAAGCACCGCCAGUGUGAUCUUCCUCCAAGAAUGCGUCGCCUCCGACCUGACCCUCCUGGCAAACGACACCUGGGUCCAGCAGAACUUCACCCUGACCGACACCGGCACAGAGAACUGGCAGAGCGGACACUACGGAACCGUGACGCUGAUCGACAACCGCUUGCCGCUCGCUUCCUGCUUCCGCAUACACUUCUCCCAGACCAAUAUGCAGCGAGACGGGCUAUUCGUGAAUGUGCUGCUCCAGCAGAAGACCGUGCGGCUGUGCAACACGCAUCUCGAGAGUCUGGCGUUCGAACCAGCGAUGAGACCGCCGCAGAUGAAGUUGUUGGCGCAGUAUAUGAAAGAUGCUGCUGUGGACGGCGCUGCUGUUGCCGGGGACUUCAACGCCAUCCAGGACUUCGACCGCACGCUGCAUAGAGAGAAUGGUCUGAAGGAUGCGUAUCUUGAGCUCGGUGGCGACGAAGAUGAUGCUGAAGGCGGGCAUACAUGGGGCCAGCAGGCGUCGACGACGAAUCGGGAGCGCUUCGGUACCAGUCGCAUGGACAAGGUGUUUUACUGCGGUAGUUUGCGCUGCAGCAAGUUCGAACGCUUCGGCGCUGGUCUCGAGGUGCAGGAUGAAGGCGAACGAAAGCGGAUAAUUGAUCUCGGCUUCGAAAAGCCAUGGAUCACAGACCACCUCGGUGUUAUGGCCGUCUUGAAGGUGGAACAGACCCAGCCGUAA